This is a messenger RNA of Sorex fumeus (smoky shrew), 1777 nucleotides long. RefSeq lists its product as uncharacterized. Gene Ontology annotation, biological process: regulation of DNA-templated transcription. Bases 95 to 1204 code for a protein of 369 amino acids. The transcript is spliced from 2 exons. The record is from RefSeq and is a predicted model, not a curated record. Lineage: Eukaryota; Metazoa; Chordata; Mammalia; Eulipotyphla; Soricidae.
UCUCGGAGACCCAUCUGCAUCUGCUUCAGAGUGUGGACUGAGUCCAGAGACACCCCCAGACUUCUGAAUUGACUGAUAGAAUACCCAUGUGUUCAUGGACGUACUUCCUGUUUGGUCUUCAACAAAGACUCCCAUGUCCCUGCAGGCCCGUGCACCGUGUGAGGAGGAGUGCUGUGAAGUCUGUCUCCUCGUACCCAUCAAAAGGCCACGGCUUGCCUCAGACGAGGAGGACUCGGACCAUUCCAGCACCGAGGGGAGACACGGCCAGGACAAAGGCAAGGGCAAGCAUGCCCACCUCACGCCCCCAGCCACCUACCCUGAGGCUGCCCCGGAGUGCCACCUGGACACGUCGCCCGACUCUAGCGGCUCCGAGGACAACAAGGAUGACGAGGCACACCCUGGCAGCUCCAAGCACCUGCCCUCCUCACUGCUGGAUGGGCAAUCGACCUUGAGCCGCCCUGUGCACAAGUCCCAGCACAUCAAGCCGCUGCCGCUGCCCUUCAAGUCCUCCCUGUCUUCUCCUCGGCAGGAGGGCAAACACGCCGGCACCACCAAGAAAGUCUUUGAUCCCUUCUUUGGGAAGGUCAAGAGGAAACGCCCCAGAAACCCUAGCCACUUGUACAACCCCCAAGGGCGCCCCCUGGAGUACAAGAAUCUCCCCUUCAAGAUCCCUCACCCUCACAAAGUCCUGUCCCAGGUGACCGCCUAUUGCGACGCUGGCGAAGUCACCAAAGUCUUUCUGUUGCUGCACUUCACCCGGGGACACGAUGUCCAGGAACGGAUGGAUGCCUUUCUGCACAAACUCGCCACCUUUCCCAACGUGUCCUUCUCGACCGUGUUCAAUUUGCAUCACACACCGCCCAGAGACCACAAUCGGGCCACGGUGAAGGAGAUGACCAGCAAUGCCCUCCGUUCGCUGCGUGACACCUGGAUGCUGCCUCAGAGACCGUUGGCGGAGCCCGUCACCGGCUUGGGCCGCACCUCUGACUUCAGGACGCUGCUCAUCCAGUGUGCCACCCCCUAUGAGCUGUUCCACAUCACCAAGGAAGCCCUCAAAGUCUGUUUGGCCAUGCCCAAGAAAGUCUGCGUCCGCACCUGUAAGUGUGACCAAGGGUCCAUGUUGCUGAGUCUCUAUGAUGACACUGUUGCAGCCUACAUGCGCUAUCUAUAUGAGGACUCAGAGAGCAGCUCUGACGAGGACUGAGUAAGUAAGGAAAAAGUAAGAACAGAAAUCCCACAUGACCCAGCAAUUCCACUUCAUGGCAUUUACCCACUAAACACACAAACAUUAAUUCAACAAGAUAAAUGCACAUCUCUUUUUUAUUUUUUUUCACUGCAGCACUUAGUCUAAUAGUCAGGAGGUGUCUGAGGACAGAGGAAUAAAGAAGUUGUAAUUUGUAAGAAAAGAUGAAACAAUGCUGAAAUGCAGACGUAAGUGCAGGGUAUUCUGCUAAAUGAACUAAGCCAGAAGGAGCACAAAUACUUGAUAAUCGCCUUCAUCUGUGUAAUAUAAAGAGACAAAAGAAGGGAACUGAUAGUGCUGAACAAUGAAAAAACCUUUGGCCCUGGAUUAUGAAACUGAUUACCAAGCAGUGGGGGGUCAAGGUGGCGCAGGAGGAUGAUGAAGAUCACAUAAAAGAUGAUACAGGCACUAUGGUGGAGGUUCUUGGGCACUUUGGUGGUCGUAGAAACUAUACACAUCAGUAACAUAAGCUUUAACACUAUUCUAACCAAUGUUCCCCAAAAUAUAAUAAAAGCUAAAAUAAAAUAAAAAUCU